AGGCGGAAGUUUGAAUGUCGCUCACACUCCACCACCGAGGAGCCGCAGCAGGAGAAAGUCCAGCCCUCUGCCCACUGCUGUCCCUGACCUGCCAUGUCUUUCAGUAUCGUCAAAAAGAAGCGCUUUAAGUUUAAGGUGGACUUUGACCUCGAUGAAUUGUCCUCGGUUCCUUUCGUCAACGGGGUGGUGUUCUGUAAAGUUCGACUAAAAGAUGGAGGCUUUACCGAAGAGUCCACACGAGAACCAGUUCAAGCAAACUGUGUUCACUGGAAGAAGAGAUUCUCGUUCAUGUGCAAGAUGAGUGCCAGUGGGGGAGUGCUGGACCCAUGUCUGUGCCGUGUCUCUGUACGCAAGGAACUGAAGGGUGGGAAAUCAUUUACAAAGCUGGGCUUUGCCGACCUGAACAUCUCUGAGUUCGCUGGGUCCGGCAGCACGACAAGAAGAUGCCUCCUAGAAGGAUACGACACCAAGAACACGAGGCAGGACAAUUCCAUACUGAAGGUUGUCAUUGCCACUCAACUGAUGUCUGAAGACCCCUGUUUUAAAACACCCCCGUCAACUGCCAUGACUCUCAGAAUCCCACCGGCGGAUGCUCAGUGUCUCCUGGAGGACAGGAAGGGAGGGGACAUGCACCAACAGCGAUUAGCUGCUGAAGUUAUAGCCAAGUCUCCAUCUGUCCCAGAAAACCUGGUCACCCGUGGUCACACCAGAACGUCCAGCUACGCCAGUCAGCAAUCGAAGGUUUCAGGUUACAGCUCCAAUCACUCCAGUUCCACAGACCUCAGCCACCGCCGAAGUGCGUCGGGGGGUUCGUCCUCCACCGACAUGGGCAGUAUCAUGGAGCCCAGCGAGCAGCAGUCUGAGAAAGGAGACGGGGAGAGCAGGCUCUCUCCUGUCGUCUCUGCACCCGGCCGACAAGCCGCUGAACACAUUUCCACGCCGACGAAAGCUCCGAGAUACCCAGUCAAGCAGAACUCGAUGGAGAACCAGCUGAAGAGAGUUGACGCCACGCGGGUGGAUGCGGACGACAUCAUUGAGAAAAUCCUGCAGAACCAUGAUUUCAGCCACAGUGUUUUGGACUCCAGUGCCGAGGAGGAAGGUCUCAGCCUGUUUGUUGGUCCUGGUGGGAGUACAGCUUUGGGAAGCCAGCACACGCGGGUCGCGGCUGGAACCUUCGAGCAGGUGGUGAUCAAGCGCUAAGGAGGCGUGUGCUGGACACAAAAGGUGCCGACUUACACUGAUGCAGCACCAACAGAAGCAUCAGACGCUGCUGCUGUGCCCUUUCACAAAGAGAUCAAAUUUCUCUUAUGUAAUCCUCUGAAUGUGAACUACAACAGCUGUAGAGAAGUGGCGCCCACUGGUGGUUGAGGCUGAGUUAAAGGCCCAAGUUUUGAAGACAAUACUGGACAGUUUGAUGUUUGUAUUGGCCGUGUUGUUCGAUAAAUAUUGAGGGCCAUGUGCUGCCAUAAGAAAUGUUUUGAUUGUUGUUUUAUUUGAAUGUCGUUGGAAUGGGUUUUUUUUUAAACUGACACAUAAGUUGCCAACAAUGAAGGUAUUCAUUACAGUUGUAUGUGUGUGUGUGUGUGUGUGUAGUCUGUGAAUGUGAGGUGUUCAAGUGUGUUGAAUGUUUGCUUGUUGCCAAGUGAGAAUAAUCUCAACUGGAGGCUCUGUAUUUAUGAAAUGCAAUUUUAAGUAUCAUAUGAAUCAUUUCUUUUUGACCUUACUAUAGAAUAUUGACAGUUUUAUCUUUUUUUAUGAUGUAAUUUAGUAAGGUGUCGAUUCAGUUUUUUUGUGAAAAACUGUGUAAAACAUUUGAACAAUCUCAUAUUUUUGUUAAUCUUUUGAUGUUUAAAUGAACUGUAUACUGUUGUAUUUAGUGCCAAAUUGGAUAAUAAAAUAUGUGUAUUAUU
Molecule: messenger RNA, 1910 nt
Organism: Synchiropus splendidus (mandarinfish)
Lineage: Eukaryota; Metazoa; Chordata; Actinopteri; Syngnathiformes; Callionymidae
Product: protein FAM102B-like
Exons: 11
Coding region: 94-1200 (368 amino acids)
Source: RefSeq, a predicted model, not a curated record